Messenger RNA from Paramisgurnus dabryanus, 1911 nucleotides. The record is from RefSeq and is a predicted model, not a curated record. Lineage: Eukaryota; Metazoa; Chordata; Actinopteri; Cypriniformes; Cobitidae.
AUGCCAGUGUUCUUGAGAAGUAUUGAAGAUGAACAGGAAGAUCUGAAGCAUUUAAGGAUUGUUUUGAUUGGGAAGACGGGAAGUGGAAAGAGCGCAACAGGAAACACAAUACUGGGAAGAAAUGAGUUUAAAAGCCAAUCAAGCUCAGAUUCAGUGACGACUGUUUGUGAGAAGAGAGUUGUUGAAGUUAAUGGACGAUCUGUCGCUGUUGUUGAUACUCCAGGUCUGUUUGACACAAACACACAAAAUGAUCAAGUGGUGGAAGAAAUCAUAAAAUGUGUUUCAAUGUCAGCACCUGGACCUCACGCCUUCAUCAUUGUGUUGAGUGUUGGAAGAUUCACCAAAGAAGAAACAGAGACUAUAGAUCUGAUAAGGAUGUGCUUUGGUCCUAAAGCUGCAGAGUUCAGCUUCGUUCUGUUUACAAGAGAAGAUGAUCUUAAGGGUAAAUCUAUAGAGGAUUAUGUGAGAGAAAGUAAAUCUGCAGAUCUGAAGAAACUGAUCCGAGAUUGUGGAGACAGAUAUCUGGCCUUUAACAAUGAAACACAAGACAGAACUCAAGUGACGAAACUGAUAAAGAUGAUAGAAGAGAUGAAAACAACAAAUCACGGCAGAUAUUUCACUAACAGCAUGUUUGAAGAGGCAGAGAUGAGCAUUCAAAAGAGAAUGGAGGAAAUACUGAAAGAGAAAGAGAAAGAAAUUCAAGCAGAAAAAGAGGAAAUAAAAGCCAGACAUGAGAUUGAAAUGAAAAGCAUGAUGAAGAGAUUGGAGGAAGAGAAAAGAAAAGUAGAUGAGAAAAGGGAGCAGAUGGAAAAUAAAUUUAAGCAGCAGGAGGAAACUCUGAGAAAAGAAUUAGAGGUGAAAGAGAAAACAGAACAACAGAAACGAGAGAAAGAGAAACAGAAACGAUUAGAGGAGGAAAAACAACAAAGAGCUGAAUAUCUUCAGAAGAUAGAAGAGAUGAAGAGAGAGAAUGAACAACAGAGAUCACAGUAUGAAGAGAGAGAAAAACAGAGAGAAGAGGAGGAUAGAAAGAGAGAAGAGAAAUACAGACAAGAUCAAGAGAAGGUGAAAGCUAAAGAAUAUCUCAUCAUACAGUUACAAAAGAAACAAAAGAAGGAGAAUAAAAUUAGAGAUUUAGAUGAACAGAAGAGAAAGGAACAAGAAGAGAUCGAGAAACAAGAAUGGGUGAGAAAAAUAAGAGAAAAUGACAGAAAAGAGAUUCAAGAAGAAAUUAAACGACAACAGAGAGAAUGGGAGGAGGAAAAGAAACAACAGAUGAGAGAGAGAGAGGAAGAUAAGAAAGAGAGGAGAGAGAAACAUGAAGAACAACUGAGAAAAAAACAAGAAGAACUGGAGAAAACCAGAAAGAAAUUUGAAAAAGAGAGAGAUGAAGAAAGACGACAGAGAGAAGAGGAGAGACAGAAAGAGAGACAAGAGAGAGAAGAGAAAGAGAGAGAAUAUGAAGAGAAGACAAAUGAAAUGAUGAGACAUUAUGAGAAACUGGAGCGAGAGAGAAAAGAGGAAGAAGAAGAGAGAAAGAUAUGGGCGAAAAAAAUUAAGGAUAUAAAAAGAGAAAAAGAAAAAGAGAUGAGAAGAAUAGAAAGAGAAAGAAAAGAAAAAGAAGAAAAAGAGCGAGAAGAAAUAAAGCAGGAAUAUGAACAGAGAAUAAAAGAGAUGAAGAAGAAACAUGAAGAUGAAGCCAGAAAACAAGCAGAGAAAUUGAAUGAAUUCAGAGAGAAAAAUGAGCAAUAUGUUCAAGAGAUUAAACAACUGCUGGAGGAACGACAGAAACAACAUAAAUUACUGGAGAAACUUUAUCAACACUUAAAACAACAGAAAGGUGAAGAAAUAAAACAGCUAGCGAAAGAAGUUGAAGAGCUGAAAAAUAAAUCACGCUGUGCCAUUAUGUGA